GUUUGUCUGGCAACUUAAAAAAUUUCAGAUGGAAGAAAAUGAUAAAGGAGGGUCUGCGAAGGUUGGACUGAUGAAACAAAUGAUGGUUCCCAGUUAUCCAUCGCAGGGUGAACCUGGACUUGACACCGUGUGUCCUGAUGUAAUUCUGAAAAUCCUAACGUUCCUGGAUUCCAGGAGUUUAAAGAAGCUGAGAGAAGUAUCCUCAUCUAUCAGGGAUAAAGUUGAGGAAAACAGCAAGAUAGUUCAUUACUGGUCAUUUACUUCAACAUUUACUACAGAGCAUCUUAAAAAGUUUACCGAUGAAGUUCAAACUGUUCUAGGUCUAGUUAUUGGUGAUGCCACAGAUAACGGUCUAAGUUAUUUCUUGAAAAAGCAUCAAGAAAUCAAGAAGUUCCAGCUUGGAUCUGAUAAAACUCUGAGGAAUUCUAGUAAAUGCUCAUUGAAAGGAUUAAAGUCAAUAAUGACUCUUCCCAAUCUGACCUCAGUUGAGAUAAAGAGGAUCAUCAAGUCAAUUCCAGGCCAGAUUAUCUACAGUAUACGGUCCACACGUCUGACCACGCUGGAAUUAUACAACUUGGCAUAUAUUCCAGAAGAAUCCAUUCUUGCCCUACUAAACAGCUGCAGUUCUAGCUUAGAAACCAUUAAUCUUCCAGGCAAUUUAAAUAUAACUGACAUUGUUCUUCUAAAAAUCUUCCAAAAGUUUGGUAGCUCAUUGAAAUCCCUUAAUCUCUGCAGGACCAACAUAACUGGUGGGAUUUUAUCUAAGUUCACUGUAUCUUUACCUGUCAUAACUGAGCUUAAGUUCGGUCAGUGUUAUCAGCUAACAGAUAUAGGUCUGAUUAAUCUCCUUCAGCUGAGUAAACAAACCCUUGUUUACAUGGACAUAAACGGAAGUAGAAUAACUGGAGAGAAUCUGAUAGAAAUCAAUGGAACCUUGCCCUGCUUGGAGAACUUCUACUUUUUUGAAUGUAGACAAUUAACAGAUGAAGGUCUUUUUCAGAUUAUCCGCAUUUGUGGAUCUACUCUUAAGGAACUAGAUAUCGCAGAUACCUUUGUAACUGGGGAAAGUCUUGAGGAAUACAGUGGUUCCCUUCCAAAUGUGGAGAAACUUGAUUGCACUGGUGCAUUCUAUCUUACUGAUGAAGCACUUCAAGAGUUACUUGGUUUUUGUGGGGAUAAGCUAAAAUCCCUGGUUUUACAAGGAACUUUUGUAACCUGUGAAAGUUUAAUAGAUCUUGAUACUCAGCUUCAUAUUCAGAAUCUGGAGUGUCAUGAAUCAUCAGUAACUGACGAUGGACUGAUUCAGUUACUCCAAUUGUGCGGAAACACACUCAAGCAUUUAGAUCUUACAGAAACAGCAAUCACUGGAGAAGGGUUGAUGGAGAACGACAUAACCUUGCCUUGUCUUGAAGACCUCAAAUUGGAUGUGUGUGACAAUCUAACAGAUGAAGGAUUGGUUGAAUUUCUUCAAGCUUGCAGAAACACCAUCAAAAUCCUUGAUAUUUCCAGUACUCAGAUAACUGGGGAAAGUAUAGAUGAUCUCGAGGGGACUCUGCCCUGUCUAACAACUCUUGACCUGGGACUAUCUGAACUCACAGUAAUUGGACUACAGAGAAUUCUGGAACAUACUGGACCUGCAUUUAAGACUCUGAAUUUUGAGAUUAAAGAUAAUCCUAGAUUCUCAGUAUCCAUUUUACAAGAUAUAAAACAACAGUAUCCUAAUGUCAAUUUUGAGUAAUCUCCUGUUGGCAUUCUUUUAAGUGUAUUAUUCUUUAAUGGGAAAUAUCUUGUGAUAUUCAUUAAAAUGAAAUGCUCUGUUUCCCAACCACAAAGCUCAUUUUAAAUACCAAUAAUUAAGAGAAUACUAUUUUUUUCAGA
Messenger RNA from Eurytemora carolleeae, 1878 nucleotides. RefSeq lists its product as uncharacterized. Gene Ontology annotation, biological process: SCF-dependent proteasomal ubiquitin-dependent protein catabolic process. The coding region runs from base 29 to 1738 and encodes 569 amino acids. The record is from RefSeq and is a predicted model, not a curated record. Gene Ontology annotation, cellular component: SCF ubiquitin ligase complex. Gene Ontology annotation, molecular function: protein binding. The transcript is spliced from 7 exons. NCBI's taxonomy places the organism in Eukaryota, Metazoa, Arthropoda, Copepoda, Calanoida, Temoridae.